GGAUUGUUGUUAUCCGCUCUAGGUUACAAAUAUAUUUCUAGAUUGUAACGUCUUCGGCAGGUACCGACGACAGCGAUCAUGGAGCCGUCGAUUGUUAACAUUGCCGGUCCCGCCGCAAACACGCCCGCUAAUAACAGCGAGGGCAUACUAAUAGGGGAUAAAGUAUAUUCUGAAGUCUUCCUUACCAUAGACAAUUCACUGAUUCCAGAGGAAAAGCUUUCCCCGACCCCGUCUAUGCAGGAUGGCCUCGACCUGUACACCGAGACCGACCUGCGGAUCCUGGGCUGCGAGCUCAUCCAGUCCGCCGGAAUCCUGCUGCGCCUUCCGCAGGUUGCCAUGGCUACUGGACAGGUCCUUUUUCAUCGCUUCUUCUACUCGAAGUCUUUCGUGAAACACAGUUUUGAGAUUGUUGCCAUGGCAUGUGUCAACUUGGCUUCGAAGAUAGAAGAAGCCCCUCGACGAAUUAGGGAUGUCAUCAAUGUGUUUCAUCAUUUAAGGCAGCUCCGAGGCAAAAGCGACCAGCUACAUUUACCAAUGCCUGGGUGAUGUGGAAUGGUACGUAGAGAUGAAGCAGUCGGCAUGGCAACAGUGAGCGAGGUGUCGCUUCCCCCCCUCCCCCGGGAGAAGCCAGUGGUCUGAAAGCGGUCACUGGGAUAUCGGGGAUCGACAGGUUGGCCGCUGGUCUGAAGCGUCUGGGUGACUCCUGUAUCUCAGUUUAAGCUUAUUGUCUCUGCCAGCACAGGUGAUGAUCUCAAUCUUCUUUUCAUUUUGCAAAAAAAAAGACACCUCACCACCACCACACAUGUCAUAGCUUCCACAGAAAUGUCUCACGCUGCACAUCCUAGAUGGAUCUUUCUUGUGUGUUCAUGUGACAGAAACUGUCAUUUUUAUUGAAUUACAAAGUUGGGUAUUGUUAGAUAUUUAUUGUUUUAAAGUUUGUUCGAAAUGCGGAAUUAUGUCGUGUAUUUAUGUUAAGUCGCGAAAUGUUGAUGUACAGUUAUUUGAGGGGUUUUGUCAGGGCAUGUUUGCAUUCGUCGUUAGAAAUCUUUGAUUGUUUUGUGUAGAUUUGUUUAUGAUAGUUAUGAAAUAAGAUUUCUUUUCAAGUUUUACGUAAAAAUAUAAGAAUUAAAGCAAAUUUAGACAAACUAUCUGCAUUUCUGGAUGUUGCCGUAAAAAAUGAAAGCAUUCUGAUAAGGACUGAUUAGUUCAUAAAAAUUUUUUAAUACAAAGUGUAUUUAAAUAUGUGUAAACCCGUUUAAUAAAAAGCGAAAACAAAUUUUUAGUAAAGUAAAAGAGAGACUACAUUAAUUUUAUAUAUAAAUUUUUCUCGCUUUAUUUAUUUUUUAUUGGUCUAUAACUGGAGUAUAUUAUUAUUAUUAUAAUUAUUAUUAGUAGUAGUAGUCGUAGUAGUAGUAUUUUUAGCCGUCGUCAUAGUAGUCCUAGUAGUUGUAAGAUUCAUAGUCGUCGUCUUCUCAUUAUUAUUAUUAUUAUUAUUAUUAUUAUUAUUAUUCAGCUGUAGAAAACUACAUUUGAUGGUAUUAUAGAUAGUUUCGCUUCUGAACACCUACCGUAUUAGCAUUAUAGCAAGAGUACAGGCCAUUUAAAUGCUUUUUACACUAGAAUUGCUGAUUUACUGAUUUUUGAGCAUGUGGUGAAGGUGACUAAUGUUAUGAUUACACCUCUAAAACCCCAUUGUGCUAUUCUCAGAUUGUGACUCAGCACUGUUAGCAUGUUAUUAUCUUGUUUUAGAAGCAGUUUUAUUUAUGCUUUAUAAAUGCUUUAAUGGCUAUUCUAAGACUAUUUGUGUUGUGAUUUUGUUUCCCAGUGUUGACAUAGUAUAACAGUUGGAUUUAUGCUUUCAGUUGUUUUUAAAAGACGUGUAUCUAAUUUCUGUUGAAGCUAUGAUGUGGUGAGAGGUGGAGCGCUUUGUUUUUCCUCCAACAGUCACUUGUGGCAGUGCGAAAAGUCUUACACUGAAAUUACAGGAGUCAAAACACUGGACCUGUUGCCUGUAGUUGGUUGAAAGGGAAAUGGAAUGAUUUGAAUUGAAAAUGAAGCAAACAAAAAAAGGCACUUUUUUCAUAUUCUUUAAUAGUAUUUGGGUCGUGGGAAAACCAUUUUACUUUCGUUCCUUCAUGAAUCAGGAGUCCAAGUCCAUUGAUACUUGAUCAGAACUACAUAAACACCAAAAACCAGGUGAUAAAAGCGGAGCGGCGUAUACUGAAGGAGCUGGGCUUCUGUGUUCACGUCAAACACCCACACAAGAUUAUCGUCAUGUACCUGCAAGUCCUUGAAUGUGAGAAGAACCAAACAUUGGUCCAGACAGCCUGGGUAGUCCAUGAUGGAACUACAUGAACGACAGCCUUCGCACUAAUGUGUUUGUGAGAUUUCAAGCUGAGACCAUCGCCUGUGCCUGCAUUUACCUCGCUGCACGAGUGCUUCAGAUAUCGUUACCCUCUCGGCCGAUUUGGUACCUGCUGUUUGGUGCCACGGAGGAAGAGAUCAAAGACAUAUGUACAACCACAUUGAAGUUGUACACAAGAAGAAAGCCAAAUUACGAUUUGCUGGAAAAGGAAGUGGACAAGCGAAAGAUGGCGAUACAGGACGCCAAACUGAAGGCCAAAGGACUGAAUCCAGAUGGCACCCCUGCUAUCUGUUCAUUUGGUGGAUUCUCUCCUGCAUCCAAACCAUCUUCACCUAAUAUAAUGAAAACCGACGAGAAGUCUCCCAACCUUCAAACACUCAAGGCAAUGAAAAAAGAACCAGAAGAUCGUCCUCAGGGGUCUAAGAGCCCACACAAUGGUCUCAGGAAGGACAGUAAAUUGGGUCGCAACAGUAGAAGUGCUAGUCGUUCUCGCUCUCGGACGAGAUCCCGGACCAGAUCACGUUCUCCCAGAAGACAUUACAACAACAGACGCAGUCACUCAGGCACUUACAGCUCUCGCUCGCGGAGCCGCUCUCACAGCCGCAGCCUGUCUCCACGCCGGCACACCAACCACGGCCCUCCAUCUCCGCUACUGCCACACUUAAAGUCAAAGCAGCGCUCGGACGACCUGCACCAGCACAGCAGACACAGCCACAAGAGGAAACGCUCUCGCAGCCGCUCUCGAUCCACCAGCAAACCUCGCGAGCGGGACAGAGAGCGGGACCGAGAGCGCGAGCGGGACAGAAGCUCCUCAGAUCUGGCGAAGAAGCACAAACAUGAGCGCAGCAGCGGCGGCGGACAUCACCGCGACCGGCGGGAACGCUCACGGUCAUAUGAACGCUCUCAUAAAAGCAAACACCACAGCAGCAGCCAUUCGAGCCACAGCCGCCACAGACGCUGAGUGUUUUCCUGUCACAUCACGUCUGCCAGUGCGCUUGUAUUCAGUUUAAGUGGUCGACGUUGACCUAGUCAUCUGUUUUAAUUAAUUUGAUUUUCUCUUGUGUUAUUUUGGAGUUUUAGUUUUAAACGUGGAAAGAAUGCGAAGCUACAUAUUUACAGUGUAAAGAUGGGUUCAAUGUUGAGGAAAUAUGAGAAAUGCUUUGAUUUAUAAAAGCAACCUUUUUCAGACGGUGGGAAAUCACUAGUUACAUUAAAACAAUUGGAGAUUUUCAGGAACGAUGGAGACUUUGCACAGGUUCAUGAAUGAAUAAUUGAGAGGCUCUACUGGUGAAGAAAAUUGGUUUGUCUGGAAAUAGAUCACAUUUUUUUUACAGGGGAUGCAGACUUUUUUUUCUUUUUUUUUCUUUUUUGGAUCAUGGUGACUUUGUUACACUGGUUUUUAGUCUGCACGUCUUCAUGUCUGAUUUUUACUCAAUAAAAAGUGACUUAUUCCUACUGUAAA
Messenger RNA from Danio rerio (zebrafish), 3827 nucleotides. The record is from RefSeq and is a predicted model, not a curated record. NCBI's taxonomy places the organism in Eukaryota, Metazoa, Chordata, Actinopteri, Cypriniformes, Danionidae.